This is a messenger RNA of Centropristis striata (black sea bass), 1151 nucleotides long. RefSeq names its product GDP-L-fucose synthase-like. Gene Ontology annotation, molecular function: GDP-L-fucose synthase activity. Gene Ontology annotation, biological process: nucleotide-sugar biosynthetic process. Bases 80 to 1054 code for a protein of 324 amino acids. Lineage: Eukaryota; Metazoa; Chordata; Actinopteri; Perciformes; Serranidae. The record is from RefSeq and is a predicted model, not a curated record. The transcript is spliced from 11 exons.
UUCAUCUUUGUCAGACAGGACUACCAGGUGACUAAUUUCAGCCAUCUGACACAAAGAGCCACCACCACAGCCAUAGAAGAUGGGGUCAGAGAUGAAAGCGGGACCAAUGCGUGUGCUGGUCACUGGGGGAUCUGGGUUGGUGGGCAAAGCCAUAGAGCAUGUGGUAGAGCAGGAAGGUGGGAAACUGGAGGGAGAAGAAUGGAUCUUUCUCUCGUCUAAGGAGGCUGAUCUUGUAGAUGCUGGGCAGACCAGGGCUGUGUUCAAGAAGUAUCGUCCCACUCAUGUAAUCCAUCUGGCUGCAAAAGUCGGAGGACUCUAUCUACACAUGAAGGAAAAUCUGCACUUUUUGAGGGACAACCUCAAAAUCAAUGACAACGUACUACAAACAGCCCAUGAGACGGGGGUCACCAAGGUUGUGUCUUGCCUGUCCAGUUGUAUCUUCCCUGACAAAACUACAUACCCCAUCGAUGAGAAAAUGAUGCACAACGGACCGCCUCAUGACUCCAAUUUUGGAUACUCGCAUGCUAAACGGAUGAUUGAUGUUCAGAACAGGGCAUACUUUCAGCAGUACGGUCACCGUUACACAGCCGUCAUCCCCACCAAUGUGUUUGGCCCUUAUGACAACUUCAGCAUAGAAAAUGGCCACGUACUGUCGGCGCUCGUGCACAAGACACACAAAGCCAAAAUGGAAGGAACUCAUGUGCAUGUUUGUGGCUCUGGAGAUCCGAGGAGACAGUUUAUCUACUCUCUGGAUUUGGGCCGUCUCAUCAUUUGGGUCCUGAGAGAAUAUGAAGAAAUUGAACCCAUUAUCCUCUCUGUGGGUGAAGAGGAUGAAAUCUCAAUCAAAGAGGCCGUGGACAUGAUUGCAGAGGCUCUGGACUUCCAAGGAAAAAUACUUUUUGACAGCAGCCAGUCUGACGGCCAGGUGAAGAAGACAGCCAGCAACAGCAAACUAAGACGCUACCUACCCGACCUCACCUUUACUCCUCUUAAAGAAGCUAUAAAGAUGACCUGCGACUGGUUCAUAGCCAACUAUGACAUCGCCCGGACGUGAUGAGCUGAAAAUUAACACUAUUUUUUUUUAUUUACUAUGCAAUAUGGCAGGGAUUCCCAAAGUGUGGUGCGUGGACCCCUGGGGUGCGCGAGAUGAA